Globicephala melas (long-finned pilot whale) is the source of this 3699-nucleotide messenger RNA. It is a transcript of the gene KIF17, whose product is annotated as kinesin family member 17. Gene Ontology annotation, molecular function: ATP binding; microtubule motor activity; microtubule binding. Gene Ontology annotation, biological process: spindle elongation; mitotic spindle organization; microtubule-based movement. The record is from RefSeq and is a predicted model, not a curated record. Gene Ontology annotation, cellular component: microtubule associated complex. NCBI's taxonomy places the organism in Eukaryota, Metazoa, Chordata, Mammalia, Artiodactyla, Delphinidae.
AUGGCCUCGGAGUCGGUGAAGGUGGUGGUGCGCUGCCGCCCCAUGAACCAGCGGGAGUUGGAGCUGAACUGCCAGCCUGUGGUGACGGUGGACUCUGCGCGCGGCCAGUGCUUCAUCCAGAACCCGGGCGCCGUCGACCAGCCCCCCAAGCAGUUCACUUUCGACGGCGCCUACUACAUGGACCACUUUACCGAGCAGAUCUACAACGAAAUCGCCUACCCACUGGUGGAGGGCGUCACCGAGGGCUACAACGGCACCAUCUUUGCCUACGGCCAGACAGGCAGCGGGAAGUCCUUCACCAUGCAGGGCCUGCCUGACCCACCCUGCCAAAGAGGCAUCAUCCCUAGGGCCUUCGAGCACAUUUUUGAGAGCGUCCAGUGUGCAGAGAACACCAAGUUCCUGGUCCGGGCCUCCUACCUGGAGAUCUACAAUGAAGACGUCCGUGACCUGCUGGGUACUGACACCAAGCAGAAGCUGGAGCUGAAGGAGCACUCGGAGAAGGGGGUGUACGUGAAGGGGCUCUCCAUGCACACGGUGCACAGUGUGGCCCAGUGCGAGCGCGUCAUGGAGACGGGCUGGAAGAACCGCUCGGUUGGGUACACGCUGAUGAACAAGGACUCUUCCCGCUCCCACUCCAUCUUCACCAUCAGCAUCGAGAUCUACGCGGUGGAUGAGCGGGGCAAGGACCACCUCCGGGCAGGCAAGCUGAACCUGGUGGACCUGGCAGGCAGCGAGCGGCAGUCCAAGACGGGUGCCACGGGGGAGCGGCUCAAGGAGGCCACCAAGAUCAACCUGUCGCUGUCGGCGCUGGGCAACGUCAUCUCGGCCCUGGUGGACGGGCGCUGCAAACACAUCCCCUACCGGGACUCGAAACUGACGCGGCUGCUGCAGGACUCGCUGGGCGGCAACACCAAGACACUGAUGGUGGCCUGCCUGUCGCCCGCUGACAACAACUACGCUGAGACCCUCAGCACGCUGCGCUACGCCAACCGAGCCAAGAACAUCAGGAACAAGCCUCGCAUCAACGAGGACCCCAAGGAUGCCCUCCUGCGCGAGUACCAGGAGGAGAUCAAGAAGCUCAGGGCGAUUCUGGCUCAGCAGAUGAGCCCCAGCAACCUGUCAGCCCUGCUGAACAAUCAGGUUCCCCCAAACCCCGUCCAGAUUGAAGAGAAGCUGUUGCCCCCAUCUGUGAUCGAGCACAACACGGAGGCUGAGAAGCAGCUGAUCCGGGAGGAGUACGAAGAGCGCCUGGCCCGGCUGAGGGCCGACUAUGAGGCAGAGCAGGAGUCCAGGGCCCGGCUGGAGGAGGACAUCACUGCCAUGCGCAACUCGUACGAUGUGAAGCUGUCCGCACUGGAGGAGAACCUGCGCAAGGAGACAGAGGCUGUCCUGAAGGCAGAAGUCCUCUACAAGGCCGAGGUCAUGUCCAGGGCUGAGCUCGCCAGCAGUUCUGAGCACUCACCUACUUUCCAGUACAAGAUGGCCGUGAAACCCGAGAUCUACUCCAUGCCUGACACCCUGCCCAGUGAGGGUGUCUUCAAGACUGAGGUUUCUUCCAGGUUUGAGGAACUGCCCAAGGUGGAGGCCUCCAAGUCGGAGGUUUCUCUUGGGUCUGAUGAGUCUUCCAUGCUCGAAGAAAAUUUCAUCUCCACGGCUUUCCCUGGGCCCAGGGAGCCCUCCAGCCUGGAGGUCCCUGUGCCUGAGGUGGAGGCCCCGAGUGGACACUUCCUAGAUGAGGAUGUCAGCCGGGAGGCCACGGAGCCCCUGUGGGAGGAGGAGCCCUUCCUCCAGGGAGAAGAGCCCCACCUGAGGGCCCUGGAGCUGCUUCCGGGCCUGCACAACCCACUUGCCGUGGAAGCCAAGCUGGCCACGCUCUCCUCCACGGGGGCCGGGCUGGACGUGCCCCAGGCGGACGUACCCAAGGUCACCACGCAGCACCCCUCCCAGACAGAUCUGCUGGAGCCUGGUGACCUCAGGUCUGAAGUUGAGGCGGCCGACGACCUCCUGCCCAGGACUAGAACACAACCGGCCAAGGGCACUGGGAGGAAGGCUUUAAAUCUGCCCACAUUUGUGGAGAGAGAAAGCGAUCUGCCAGCUUCUGGACCUGAUCUCUGGGAGGUUGACCUGGGCCCGGGAGUGACCGAGGAGGUGGUGUUGGCAGCAGAGCCCAGUGUGGGAGCCGAGGGUGAAGCCCAGGUGGCCUUAGAGGCUCAGCCUCAGUCUCUGCUGGCCAAGACAACUGCGAGAAGGGACAGUAUGGAGGUGGCAGUGCUGACCGAUGACCUACUGCCCACUGUGGACCAGCAGCAGGUGCUUGCCCGCUUGCAGCUGUUGGAGCAGCAGGUGGUCGGGGGCGAGCAGGCCAAGAACAAGGACCUGAAGGAGAAGCACAGGCGGCGGAAGCGGUAUGCAGACGAGCGCAAGAAGCAGUUGGUGGCGGCCCUGCAGAACUCAGACGAGGACAGCGGGGACUGGGUGCUGCUCAACGUCUACGACUCCAUCCAGGAGGAAGUGAGGGCCAAGAGCAAGCUGCUGGAGAAGAUGCAGAGGAAGCUUCGGGCGGCAGAGGUGGAGAUCAAAGAUCUGCAGUCAGAGUUUGAGCUAGAGAAGAUCGAUUACUUGGCCACCAUCCGUCGGCAGGAACGUGACUUUAUGCUCUUCCAGCAGCUCUUGGAGCAGGUGCAGCCCCUGAUUCGCCGGGACUGUAACUAUAGCAACCUGGAGAAGAUAAGGCGCGAAUCCUGCUGGGAUGAGGAUAAUGGCUUCUGGAAGAUCCCCCAGCCCAUCAUCAUAAAAACCAGCCUCCCAGUAGCAGUUUCAACAGGGCUACAGAACAGAUCAGCCCGCAAAACCUCCACAGCGGACAACAGUGAACCAGGCACGCAGGAAGAAGACCGCUACAGGCUGAUGCUCAGUCGGAGUGACAGUGAAAACAUCGCCAGUAACUACUUCCGGCGCAAGCGGGCCACCCAGAUCCUCAGUGCGGAUCCCAUGAAGAGCCUCGCACAUCACAGCUCGCCGCCAGGCCUCAGCUCCCCACUUGGCAACAGCUCUGCCAUCUCACCCACCCAGGCCCCUGAAAUGCCCCAGCCUCGGCCCUUCCGCCUUGAGUCCCUUGACAUCCCCUUCACCAAGGCCAGGCGUAAGAAAAGCAAAAGCAGCUUUGGCGGUGAGGCUCUGUGAACACAUUGCCUGCUGCUGCCCUGCUUUUGGGCUCUGUGAGACUGCCAGGCCCCUCCGGGGCAGGCCCAGCUAGGUCUCCUCCCACCUGCCCCCCACAGUACUGGGUGCACCCGAGGGGGCCCUGGCCCUGGGAAAGCACAGUCCCCUCCCUGCUACCCAGAGAGCCCACUCUGCCCAGGGCAUGAGCUCCUCGGAGGCUGGACCAUCCUUGGAGAGACCUGCUCUGGCUCUCCACGCCACGUCAGCGUUUUCGUCUGCCCUCCACUGUGCCCACCAGUGUUGUCCUGUGCCUCCAUGGGCUCAGAAACCCCAGCCCUGCCUCAAGGCCUUCACUAGCAGCCCGAUAGAGUGGGACAGUGACUUCCACAUGGGUCAAGCUCAAUGUCUUGGCGAUGGAAAAUUGUGCUUCCACCUACUAGGCCCCGCUUUGUGAGGAAGCCCUGUGGGACGGGCACAGGAGUCCUGGAGCAGCUGUUCCCGCACUGCCUAUGCUCAGCUGGUCUGCGGCGCAGAGGA